UGUUCUUGUGGGAGGUGUAGGAGCCUCGCGAUAGUAUUGACGCCUAUGGAAAGGUUAGAUUCACAGGCCACUCCAGACGCACUGCAGGGGUUUGUGUUAAAAAUGUUAAUAUUUCAGGCUUGGCCCGGACAGUGCCCGAUGGAUUGACUGACGCUAGAGGUUUUCAAGUUUCGAAAAUGACAGGAUUUCACGAUUAUUGACGCCCGCGUCUAUUUGCUUUCUCUCGUUGAAAAGUAGCUUGAUGAGUGUCCAAAGUAACAGUGGAAGUUUGGAGGGGACGCCAUCUUGGUCCCAGUUAUCCACGUCCCCAACAUCGGGUUUAAUUUCUCAGCAAAAUAUCACGGUACCCGUGAAGGCCAAGGAAGGUGGUAUGGAGGAGCUGCACAGCCUGGACCCUCGGCGGCAGGAGCUGCUGGAGGCGCGCUUCAUGGGGGGGGUGAGUGGGAGCACGGGGAGCACGGGCAGCACCAGCGGGGGGGGCACCAAGGGCCUGACAAACAACGAAUGUUCGAACCACAGUUUUGGAAGUCUUGGUUCCUCAAGUGACAAGGAAUCGGAGACCCCUGAGAAGAAGCACUCAGAUUCUUCACGAGGGAGGAAGAGGAAAGCGGAGAAUCAGUCCGAGAGCAGCCAAGGGAAAACCGUUGUACGGGGACCCAAAAUUAGUGAUUACUUUGAUUUCCAGGGUGGAAAUGGGUCAAGUCCGGUGAGAGGCCCGCCCACAGUUCUCCGCUCUCCCCAGAACUCACAUUCCCAUAGUGCACCAGCUUCUACUAUUAGACAAAAUAGUUCAUCACCUACAAGUCUGUCUUUCGGGGACCAUAUGAUGCAUUCAAAACAAUUAUCAAUCAAGAGUGUCCAGACUGACCUUACUGUUCUGAAGUUGGCUGCACUUGAAAGCAACAAAAACCAGGACCUGGAGAAGAAAGAGGGCCGGAUAGACGACUUGCUUCGGGCAAACUGUGACCUGAGGAGACAAAUAGAUGAACAACAGAAAUUACUUGAAAAGUAUAAGGAACGUUUAAAUAAAUGCAUCACCAUGAGCAAGAAGCUGCUAAUUGAAAAGAGCACGCAGGAGAAGCAGGCUUGCCGGGAGCGGAGCAUGCAGGACCGGCUGCGUCUGGGCCACUUCACCACCGUGCGCCACGGAGCGUCCUUCACUGAGCAGUGGGCCGACGGCUUCGCCUUCCAGAACCUGGUCAAGCAGCAGGAGUGGAUCAACCAGCAGAGGGAGGAGAUCGAGAGGCAGAGGAAGCUGCUCGCCAAACGGAAACCCCCGACGACGGCCAACACCUCCCAGGCCCCCGCCACCAACUCCGAGCCCAAGCAGCGCAAGACUAAAGCGGUGAACGGGGCGGAGAACGACCCCUUCCUGAAGCCCAGCCUGCCCCAGCUGUUGACUUUGGCUGAGUAUCACGAGCAGGAGGAGAUAUUCAAGCUACGACUCGGCCAUCUCAAAAAGGAGGAGGCUGAGAUCCAGGCGGAGCUGGAGCGGUUGGAGAGGGUGCGGAACCUGCACAUCCGGGAGCUGAAGAGAAUAAAUAACGAGGACAGCUCACAAUUCAAAGACCACCCCACCUUGAAUGAGAGGUACCUAUUGCUACAUCUUCUGGGAAGAGGUGGCUUCAGUGAAGUGUACAAGGCCUUUGACUUGUUUGAACAACGAUAUGCUGCGGUGAAAAUACACCAACUGAACAAGAACUGGAGAGAGGAGAAAAAGGAGAACUACCACAAGCACGCCUGUCGGGAAUACCGGAUACACAAGCAGCUGGACCACCCUCGGAUCGUGAAGCUGUACGACUACUUCUCCCUGGAUACGGACACGUUCUGUACGGUGUUGGAAUACUGUGAAGGCAACGACUUGGACUUCUACUUGAAACAGCACAAACUCAUGUCCGAGAAGGAGGCUCGUUCCAUAGUCAUGCAGAUUGUGAAUGCACUACGAUACCUGAACGAGAUCAAGCCACCCAUCAUCCACUAUGACCUGAAGCCAGGUAACAUCCUCCUCGUGGACGGCACGGCCUGCGGGGAGAUCAAGAUCACCGAUUUCGGCUUGUCCAAGAUCAUGGACGACGAUAACUACGGGGUGGACGGCAUGGACCUGACGUCACAGGGAGCGGGGACUUACUGGUACCUGCCGCCUGAAUGCUUUGUUGUCGGCAAAGAGCCUCCAAAGAUUUCCAACAAGGUGGACGUGUGGUCCGUGGGUGUCAUCUUCUUCCAGUGUCUCUACGGGAGGAAGCCGUUCGGCCACAACCAGUCCCAGCAGGACAUCCUGCAGGAGAACACCAUCCUCAAAGCCACCGAGGUCCAGUUUCCCGUCAAGCCCGUCGCUACGAACGAAGCCAAGGCCUUUAUCCGGCGCUGUCUGGCGUACAGGAAGGAGGACCGCUUCGACGUGCACCAGCUGGGCAGCGACUCGUACCUCCUCCCUCACAUGAGGAGGUCCAGCUCCUCAGGGAACCUGCAGAUGGCGCUCUCCGGAGGCCCCGCCCCCCCGCCCCCCUCCAGCAUCAUCCCCUACUGAGGGCCCCUCCCCCCCCGCACUGACUGACUGACAGCUCCCGCUGCUCCGCCCACUGCCCCGCCCCCUGCGUUACGCCAUUGGUCCAGGCCGCCCUAGGGGGGGGGGAGAGGGGGCUGUCGCCGCGGUGACGACAGAGUGGAUUCUGGGUGCCUCCGCGCUCGGGCCAGAGCCGGGUCGGGUCGGGCCGGGCCGGGCCAGGUCUGGGGUGGUGGAGAAAGGGGGAAACCAGUCUCAGACUUGCCCGGCGGCUUCUCAGACACUUUUUGAAGGUUGAAUUUUUAGAGCACUGCAACAAACGUAGCGUGGAGAGAGAAAAAAAAAAAAAAAAAAAGCAAAAAAGAGAAAGAUUUGUUGUAAUUUGGAGAUUUCUUGCUGAAGGGAGACACGGCAGUCCUGCCGUUUAGAAUAACUCGACUCGGCGCCCGCCCGGGGCGUGGGGUCUGAUGUUUACACGAGGGCCUACAGCGGUUUCACUUUUCAGCUGAGCAGUAAAAUGUCCCCCGACGUUUCUGUUUUUCUUUUACUCUUUUCUUACGACUAGCCGUGGGAAUGGUUGAGCAUACAGGUUACAUUAUCAUUAAUGCCCAGACGAGCAUCACUGUGCAUGUCAUUGAAUGCACAAAUUAACCAAAUGUAGGCAAACAUCAGUGUAUAGAAUCCUCUGGAGGAAGAUUUAAAAAAAAGAAAGAAAAACACUUCAAAAAAAUAAAAAAAUAAAUGUACUUCUACUAUAUUGAAAUCAAAUUUCAGUUCUUAAAUUUCAGCAGUUGAAUUAUGUACAGAACGUUUCCUCCAUAUAAUUUCAUCUCCUACAGCUUUUUCAUUGUUACUGCUGUUGAUACUGCUUUUUUUGUUUUGUUUUUUUGUUUUUGAAGAGGCUGUAUGAUCUACAUUAAGAGCAAUUUGAUUUGUACAGUCUAUUAAAAAAUAUAUAUUAAAUAAUAAAUUCUUGCCCUAAAUUUUCAGCAUGCUGUAUGGCGGUUGUUAGGAUUUUUUUUUAGUAAGAUGCCGUGCUGCAUUUUUUUCCCUGUUAAGUUGGCGGGGCAGGGGGAAUGGGGGGGGAGGGUUUAAUGUGAUGUUGUGGGAGGUGGCCAGUGUGUGACUGGACUCCCCUUCUGUCUCUUACCUUCCAGUUACUUUCCUUUUCAGACUGUCGCGAAGACGUUACCGUGGAAAUACCAAAACUGUUUAGUCCAGUUCUGAAUCCAGUAACUCUCGGUGGGCAGUGCUGCCCCUGGUCUGUACUGUUUAGGGUCUGUUCUGUUUAUGGUCUGUAUGUACUGUCCAUGGUCUGUACCGUUUAAGGUCUGUACUAUCCAUGGUCUGUCUGUACUGUCCAUGGCCUUUCCGUUCUGUCCAUGGUCUGUACUGUUUAAGGCCUGUACUGUCCAUGGUCUGUACUCUUUACCGUCUGUAUGGUCCAUGGUCUGUACUAUCCAUGGUCUGUCUGUACUGUUCAUGGUCUGUACUGUUCAUGGUCUGUACUGUUUACGGUCUGUACUGUCCAUGGUCUGUACUAUCCAUGGUCCGUCUGUACUGUCCAUGGUCUGUACUGUUUAACGUAUGUACUGUUCAUGGUCUGUACUGUCCAUGGUCUGUACUGUUUUAAGGCCUGUGUACUGUCCAUGGUCUGUACUGUUUAAGGCCUGUGUACUGUCCAUGGUCUGUACUGUUUAAGGCCUGUGUACUGUCCAUGGUCUGUACUGUUUAAGGCCUGUACUGUUUAUGGUCUGUACUGCACAAUUCCCAGUCAGCAUCAUGUCCAUGGACCCCAGUAAAUGCUAGUCUGUAAUUUCUGAAAAGGAGAAUGGUCUGUCGCUCACAGACUUCCUGCAAUGUCCAGGUUUCUGCUCCUCCUUCUCCUCUUCACUGUACAUGAAACGGAAAACUGAUCUUUCAAGGUGCUGCUGAAAUUGUAGAGAAUGUAGCUCAAAAAGUAAUAAAACUUAAAAAACUGAUUUUAA
Molecule: messenger RNA, 4491 nt
Organism: Conger conger (European conger)
Lineage: Eukaryota; Metazoa; Chordata; Actinopteri; Anguilliformes; Congridae
Product: serine/threonine-protein kinase tousled-like 1-B
Exons: 21
Coding region: 242-2527 (761 amino acids)
Biological process (GO): peptidyl-serine phosphorylation; chromosome segregation; intracellular signal transduction
Cellular component (GO): nucleus
Molecular function (GO): ATP binding; protein serine/threonine kinase activity
Source: RefSeq, a predicted model, not a curated record